Molecule: messenger RNA, 615 nt
Organism: Vicia faba (fava bean)
Lineage: Eukaryota; Viridiplantae; Streptophyta; Magnoliopsida; Fabales; Fabaceae
Source: the annotation of a GenBank genome assembly
AUGGGUUUUUCAUCUAAAGAAGAGAAAUCCAAGAGAAUACUAAGAGUCGUAAAAACUCUGUUUUUCUUAAUCACUAUGAUUCUUUCUCUUCUUCUUUUCUCUGCUCCUGUUUUAUUAGUCAUAGCCGAUGCUCUUCUUCCUUCAGCUCUUCUCUCUACACUUUCAGCUUCACCUCUUUCGUUAACAACACUCUCUUCUCAUUUCAACAACUACGAUUUUCGUUACUCUCUUAUUGAUAUUCCUCUCCUCUCAAUAAUCAGAUCCUUUAUAAUCUUCUGUGUUUAUAGUUUAUGUGAUGGACCAAGGCUUUCGAGAUCGCGAGGACCGUAUUUGGGGAUUACUACGUUGUGCUCUGUUUUGUCUCUGUUAUUUGUUUCCUUUAAGGCUGUUUAUGUUUUUGGACAUGGAAGUGGUGGCUAUGUUGGAGGAUCAGAAAUUGCUUUGUUUUUGUGUUCUUGUGUGUUGGCUGUGGGACAUGUUGUUGUGGCUUAUAGGACAAGUUGCAGAGAGAGAAGAAAGCUUUUGGUUUACAAGAUUGACAUUGAAGCAAUUUCAGCUUGUACAAUUGGGUAUCAGAGGUAUCCAAAGAUUCUUCAAGAAGUGAGAACCAAAUGA